This is a messenger RNA of Penicillium waksmanii, 1224 nucleotides long. Its product is annotated as putative chitin biosynthesis protein (Chs5). Gene Ontology annotation, cellular component: trans-Golgi network; exomer complex. The record is from RefSeq and is a predicted model, not a curated record. Bases 1 to 1224 code for a protein of 407 amino acids. Gene Ontology annotation, biological process: conjugation with cellular fusion; Golgi to plasma membrane transport. Gene Ontology annotation, molecular function: protein dimerization activity. The transcript is spliced from 3 exons. NCBI's taxonomy places the organism in Eukaryota, Fungi, Ascomycota, Eurotiomycetes, Eurotiales, Aspergillaceae.
AUGCUCGUCUCCUUGACAGUCGGCAAGGUAGACGCAGGUGUUGCCGUCCUCCUCACCCAGGAUAAUCGCCUUAUCGAGUUCCCCUCCGUCCUCCUCCCCAACGACAUCUCCAGCGGAAGUAUCGUCGACAUCACCGUUGCGCGCAACCACGCCGCCGAAACCGCCAACGCAACCGCCUUCCAAUCUCUCCAGAAGCGCAUCCUAAACACCUACGGCGUCAAGGCCCCGUCUCCUCCAAUCCUCCGCCUACGAAAUGCAACCCAGACCUCCCUCGUCCUAGAAUGGGACCCAAUCGACCUCGCAACCGCGUCUCUGAAAUCGCUCUCCCUCUACCGCAACGGCUCAAAGGCCGGCUCCAUACCCCGUCCCCUCGACACGCGCAGCACAAAGAUUAGCGGUCUAGCCAUCCAUUCCGAAUACACCUUCCACCUCGUCCUGCGCACAACCGCCGGCACCUACCAGUCGGAGAAGCUGACAUGUCGGACACACAAAAUGACCGACCUGUCCGGGAUCACCGUGACGCCGGGCGUCCUCGAUCCACACCGCAAGGAGGCACUGGGCGUUGCGCUGGACCGCGUAGGCGGCAAACUGAUCGAUUCCGUUCGCAUUGACACUACCCACUUCGUCUGCACGGAGGGUCGCGGUCCCUUGUGGGAAAAGGCAGUCGAGAUGAAUAUCCCUGUCGUGGUGCCGGAGUGGGUGGAUGCUUGUGAAUCGGAAGGCACAAUUGUUGGCGUGCGCGGUUAUUAUCUCAAUGCGGACCCUAAACUUCGCCAGCUCGGUACGCUUCAUGGCAAUUCUCACCAAAGAACUACCUCCACCAUGUCGAAUGCCACACUCGCGCAUCGCCCCAGCACGACACAGCAGCCUACACUUGCGCCCACGCCCGCGCCUGAAACCACGAGUACGCCGCCGCAGGCUCUGACGCAGGAGGUUGGGUCGGAGGUUGAGGACGAUUUGCCGCCUCCGCCCCCGCCGCCGAAGGACGAGUCAGAGGAUGAGGAUGAGCUGUCGGCACGGCCAAAUGGGCAAGUGAGUGAGGCUGCGCUGGAGAAAGAACUCGAAGCAGAUCUUGGAGAAAAGGAUGCAGAGAGCGAGGAAGAUGCCAGAAGAGAGAGUACUCUCCCGCAGAACAUGCCGGACGAAGACGACGAGGUGAACAAGACAAGUCUCAAGGGCAAGGGCAAAGAGGGUGAAGGUGACUUCAAUGAAGUGCCGCUUUAG